AAUGAAAGCUUUCCUUUCUUAACCCUAUUUCCCCAUCUCUCUUUUCUCUUUCUCCCUCUCUAUUACAUCUGCUUUUCUUUUCAUUACCACCUCUCCCCACAAUACUUAUAUACUCUCGGAUCUGAUAGAUCCCUUGGUCUUGAAACCUGGAUGUCCUAAUCUUCUUCAUACCAAGCAGGAAAUUACAAAUCUAGACCAUCUAUAUAUACCAUCUUUGCCAAGUAGUACUUCGAGCUAGAAAAGGUGGAUCAUCACCGGAGGCAUGGAAAGCGGCCACUUCCUUCGGAAACGUCGGAGGAGAAAGAGAAGCAUGAAGACUUCUCUCCUUCUAGCUACGAGUCUUCAUGGACAGAAGCCGACAUGUCAGCCAUGGUUUCUGCUCUCACUCAAGUUAUCGGAAACCCCGAAGAAGAUAACAAGGUGCAAUCAAACCCUUCAGUGAAAGAUGAACCAGACCGGUCACAAUCGGUUCAAGAUCAAGAGAGUACUGUGAGAAGAAGACACUAUAGAGGAGUGAGGCAAAGGCCUUGGGGAAAAUGGGCAGCCGAAAUCCGAGACCCUAAGAAAGCAGCUCGAGUGUGGCUAGGAACUUUUGAGACAGCUGAGGAUGCAGCAAUUGCAUAUGAUAAUGCAGCUCUCAAGUUCAAAGGCACAAAAGCCAAGCUCAACUUUCCCGAGCGAGUUCAAGGCAACUCCAGCUUGCUUGUGCAGUGUGCAUCCGGCACAACCAGUAGCAGCAGCAGUGUCUCCACUGAACGAGUUCCGGGCCGACCAGCCGCAACCGCUCCUCAUCAUGAUGCUCCCAGCUGGGUUGCACCGUCCCAACCGCAGCAGGAAAGUAGUAGUUUUCCUGAUCUAUACCAAUAUGCGCAGCUUCUUCAAAGCAAUAAUAUCGAUUUUAGCUCAAAUUAUCAGUACCCUCCGAAUCCAUUCGCUCAAGAUUAUCAUCCGCAGUUUCCUCCAACAUUUUAUCCAUCUCAUCAACAACAAGGACAGCACGAUCAUGGUCAGGAAGAUCAGCAUGAGAACAAGAACUGGAAUAGGCGUAAACCGAGCGAGUAGCUAGUGGUAGUACACUAGUACGUAGUACUUCUGCAUAAGUGCUAUUUAAUUUGUGGUUCUUUUCGACCUAUAUAUAUUAUUGAGAGCAUUUAUUUGUUU
Molecule: messenger RNA, 1161 nt
Organism: Argentina anserina (silverweed cinquefoil)
Lineage: Eukaryota; Viridiplantae; Streptophyta; Magnoliopsida; Rosales; Rosaceae
Product: ethylene-responsive transcription factor ERF113
Exons: 2
Coding region: 361-1062 (233 amino acids)
Biological process (GO): regulation of DNA-templated transcription; ethylene-activated signaling pathway
Molecular function (GO): DNA binding; DNA-binding transcription factor activity
Source: RefSeq, a predicted model, not a curated record